AUGGAAGGAGAUUCUAAAUCUUCGAAGACUUUUUCAGGAAUUCCUGAAGCAGUAUUUGUUGACAAUGUAGAUGAAUUUAUGAGCCUGCCUGAAAAUUCUGGAGGUGUUGAAAAGGUUUUAAGAAAAUUAGAUGAACAACAUGGGAAAUAUAAAUUCAUGGAAUAUACUUUGGCUUCCAAAAGAAGAAGGCUACGUCAACAAAUACCAGAUCUUGCACGAUCUUUGGAAAUGAUUGAAAAAUUAAAAUCUGAAAAGGAAGACAUGCAAACUCAUUUUCUUUUGAGUGAUCAAGUUUUCGUGAAGGCCAGUAUUAAUCCAACGAAAACAGUAUAUUUAUGGCUUGGAGCAAAUGUUAUGUUAGAGUAUACUCUUGAGGAUGCUGAAAAAUUACUGACAACAAAUAUGGCAACCGCAAAGAAAAAUUUGUCAUGCGUUGAACAUGAUUUAGAUUUCUUACGGGAUCAAUGGACCACUACAGAAGUAAAUAUGGCUAGAGUUUAUAACUGGGAUGUUAAAAGACGUCAGGCUGCAAAAGCAUCU
This is a messenger RNA of Iphiclides podalirius (scarce swallowtail), 540 nucleotides long. Lineage: Eukaryota; Metazoa; Arthropoda; Insecta; Lepidoptera; Papilionidae. The record is from the annotation of a GenBank genome assembly.